This is a messenger RNA of Rhizophagus irregularis DAOM 181602=DAOM 197198, 885 nucleotides long. RefSeq lists its product as uncharacterized. The record is from RefSeq and is a predicted model, not a curated record. Lineage: Eukaryota; Fungi; Glomeromycota; Glomeromycetes; Glomerales; Glomeraceae.
AUGUUAUUAAUUAAUAAUAUUAAUAAUGAAAAUAUUACCUUUUCAAAUCGACCAUUAUUUAAUUACAUUAAUAUUUCUCCCCAAGUACCAUCACGUUUUAUCAAGAAUAUGAUAGAAACACUAAUUAAAAAGGAAGAUAAAUAUGUAAUUGUAAAGAUAUCAAGUAUAUUUAUUUAUUUGAAUACAACACAACAUUUAUAUCAAUAUCCGGGUGCAUUAACUUGUUUUUCUCAGAUCUGUGUCUUAACAAUUAAUAUUCUUAAUGUAUCUUCAACAUUAUUAUUUGGAAUGGCAAAAAUUUGUAAAAAUGUUGAGGAUCUAACAAUACUAUAUUGUGAUGGAGAUAUUCCAGGAUUAAAUAGAUUUAUUGAUGUUCAAACAAAAUUGAAAUCAUUAAGAUUAGAAUUAAUAAUACUUCAUAACAGUGAAAUACUUUAUGAUGGGAGUGUAGAAAUGAAAGAAUGGGAAAAAUAUUUAUCAAUUUCUUCUUUCCCAAAUCUUCAACAUCUUGAAACUACAUAUUUACCAUUUUAUAAUGAUUAUAUGUUAAUUGAAAAAUCUAAUGGUAGGAUUUUAGAAAUCAAUAUAGCAUCUCAAGAACCAGAUUAUAUUCAUACCAAAAAAUUAAUUAAUAGUGUUGUUAAAUAUUGCCCAGAUCUUGAAAUGAUAAAUCUCUCAUUAUAUAAUGAAAAUAACCAAAAACUUUAUGCAAAAUUUAUUUUAGUGAAGAAUGGAUUUUUUACUAUUAAUGGAUCAAAAUCUUUUUUUGAAAAUUGGAAAAAUUGGAACAUUGAGACUGUAUUUGCAUUUUAUAAAGUUCUACUUACAGAUGAACAUAAUAAAGUAUUAUUAGCAAUUUCCAAUUUUAUUGUAAUUAUGACUUAA